Messenger RNA from Cuscuta campestris, 3821 nucleotides. NCBI's taxonomy places the organism in Eukaryota, Viridiplantae, Streptophyta, Magnoliopsida, Solanales, Convolvulaceae. The record is from the annotation of a GenBank genome assembly.
AGACAGGAAAGAAAAAGAAAAGGUUAAGUGGGCCUGAGUCGCAGGGUGAUAUAGUUCAUAUCCUCGCAACCCAUCUCGUUCUUCACAGCGCCGCUGCCGAUCUCCGUUCCGUUCUCUUCUCCUCCGGCGACCGAUCUUCGUUCUCAUCUCCGACGACUCGUGUCCACUGGUAGUUAGGAGAACAUAACAAAGAUGAGUGACUUUGAAUGUCAAAAGCUCCGAAAUAUAUGCAUUCUUGCACAUGUGGAUCAUGGUAAGACCACAUUGGCGGACCACUUGAUUGCUUCAUCUGGAGGAGGAGUACUUCACCCUAAGCAGGCAGGCAGGCUUAGGUUUAUGGAUUUCUUGGAUGAGGAGCAGAGGCGAGCUAUAACAAUGAAAAGUUCUUCCAUUGCUCUUCAAUAUCAGGAUCACUGUAUCAAUCUUAUAGACUCUCCAGGACACAUGGACUUUUGCAGUGAGGUGUCCACUGCUGCCCGAUUGAGUGAUGGAGCUUUAGUAUUGGUGGAUGCAGUAGAGGGUGUUCAUAUUCAGACCCAUGCCGUUUUGCGCCAAGCGUGGAUUGAGAAGGUUACACCGUGCUUGGUCUUGAAUAAGAUUGAUAGGUUGAUUUCUGAAUUGAAAAUGAGUCCUAUGGAGGCACAUACACGGCUGCAGAGGAUUGUUCAUGACGUGAAUGGUAUUGUGAGUGCGUACAAAGCUGAGAAGUAUUUGUCAGAUGUUGAUUCGCUUCUGUCUGUUCAAACUGGAGAUAUGAAUGAAGAAAGUUUUGAGUUUAUGGAGGACGAUGAAGAGGAUACUUUUCAACCCCAAAAGGGUAAUGUAGUGUUUGUGUGCGCACUUGAUGGGUGGGGCUUUAGUAUCAGUGAUUUUGCUGAAUUUUACGCUUCAAAACUUGGAGCAAGUUCAUCUGUAUUACGAAAAGCAUUGUGGGGCCCCAGGUAUUAUAACGCCAAGACCAAGAUGAUUGUAGGCAAGAAGGGAGUUAGUAGUGGAACUAAAGCUCGGCCAAUGUUUGUGCAAUUUGUGCUUGAGCCACUGUGGCAGGUUUAUCAAGCUUCCCUGGAAGCAGAUGGUGGUAAGAGGAUGCUUGAGAAAGUUAUCAAGUCAUUCAAUUUGUCUAUACCUUCUCGCGAACUUCAGCAUAGGGAUCCAAAAGCAGUGCUUCAAUCAGUUAUGAGCCGCUGGCUUCCCUUAGCUGAUACAGUAUUGUCAAUGGUCAUUAAAUGCAUGCCUGACCCGGCUUCUGCCCAGUCUUUUCGAAUACCUCGAUUGCUUCCAAAGAGAGAGGAGAGCAGGGGUAGCUCUGAUGUUUUUGCUCCAGCCGAACUUGUAAGGAAAUCUGUUGAGACCUGUAAUUCCAGCGAUGAGGCACCUUGCAUUGCAUUUGUUGCAAAAAUGUUUGCUGUUCCAUCUAAAAUGCUUCCCCGCGGAGAGAUUAUUAAUGACAGUGAAAACGGCGAUUUGGGAGAAGAAUGUUUCCUAGCAUUUGCCAGGAUCUUUAGUGGUGUUAUUCACUCCGGGCAGAAGAUAUUUGUUCUUUCUGCUCUUUAUGAUCCAUUGAAGUCUGAGUCGGUGCAGAAACAUGUUCAAGAGGCUGAGUUGCAUGGCUUAUAUUUAAUGAUGGGCCAAGGGUUGAAACCUGUGGCUUCGGCCAAGGCAGGGAAUGUUAUUGCUAUUAGAGGUCUUGGCCAACACAUUUUGAAAAGUGCCACCCUUUCAUCUACGCUACACUGCUGGCCAUUUUCAAGUAUGAUUUUCCAGGUUGCACCCACUCUUAAGGUUGCAAUUGAGCCGUCUGAUCCUGCUGAAAUGGGUGCACUCAUGAAAGGGUUGAAGCUUCUAAACCGUGCGGAUCCGUUUGUUGAGGUUACUGUUUCUGCCAGAGGGGAACAUGUGCUUUCUGCAGCAGGAGAGGUCCAUCUUCAGAGAUGCAUUAAAGAUUUGGAGGAGAGAUUUGCAAAGGUCAGUUUGCAAGUCUCGAAACCUCUUGUCUCAUACCGGGAGACCAUCGAAGGUGAUGCAGCGAAUCUCUUUGAAAACUUGAAACUGUUGAGCCAAGGCCAUGACGUUAUUGAGAAAACCACACCGAAUGGAAGAUGUGUUGUCCGAGUGCGAGUCAUGAAGCUUCCAACUGCAUUGACCAAGUUACUAGAUGAAAGUUCAAGUGUUCUUGGAGAUAUCAUUGGAGGUAAAUCAUUGCACACUAGUAAAAGCAUGGAAACCCUCGGAGGUAGCAUCGUGGAAGAUGAGAAUCCUAUUGAAGCACUCAAGAAACACAUGAAGGAUGCUGUGGAGAAUGAGUUUUCAACUACAUUUCCAGGAACAGAACCUGAGAGGAUAGAAAAAUUUCAAAAAACAUGGCAGAAGUUUGUUAAGAGGAUUUGGGCUCUCGGACCUUGGCAAGUUGGCCCUAACAUUCUUCUCACACCAGAUGUGAAGGAGAACAGUGAUGAUUCUUCAGUCCUCAUCAGAGGCUUCCCUUAUGUAUCUGAAAAAUUGGGUUUUCUGUGUACAUCUGACAAUAGCACUUCACCACCCGAACCAUCAUCAUUGGAUGCAGAUCAAACUUUAUCAAGAGAAGCCGAGAGUCUUGAGAGCAGCGUAAUGUCAGGUUUUCAGCUAGCCACUGCAGCUGGACCUUUGUGUGAAGAACCAAUGUGGGGUCUGGCGUUUUCUAUUGAGGCAUCAAUACACCCACUGAAUGGGCAUUCUUCUACUGAUCCUGACUCAUCGGUUCCCCAAGUGGACCAAUAUGGAGUUUUCUCUGGACAGGUCAUGACAGCCGUCAAGGAUGCCUGCCGAGCAGCCGUGCUUCAGAAGAAACCUCGGUUAGUGGAAGGCAUGUAUUUUUGUGAGCUCAACACCCCAACUGAGUAUCUGGGGUCCAUGUAUGCAGUUCUUGCCCGGAGACGAGCCAGGGUCAUCAAGGAAGAAAUGCAUGAGGGGUCUCCAUUGUUCACCGUGCAUGCAUACCUGCCAGUUGAACAGAGCAUUGGCUUUGCUGAUGAGCUGAGGAGAUGGACUUCUGGUGCUGCAAGUGCUUUACUUGUCCUCAGCCAUUGGGAAGAACUCCCUGAAGACCCUUUCUUUGUACCCAAGACCGAGGAAGAGUUGGAAGAGUUUGGCGAUGGGUCUAGCAUCUUGCGCAACACAGCAAGAAAGCUUAUUGAUGACGUGAGACGGAGGAAGGGUCUUCCUGUGGAGGAAAAGGUUGUCCAACACGCAACAAAACAACGAACCUUGGCUCGGAAGGUUUAGGUAACUUACACAUGGUUUUGCAAUUGUAUGGCACACUACACCCUUUUUAAUUAAUGUUUAAUUUUUUUUGGAACCACAAGAGCUUUUGUUGGAGGUUGUAGUCAUGUCUGUUUCUUAGUUUUUGUGACAUUUUUUGUUUGAAACGCUAGGGGUAAAAGUAUUUUUAACUGCAGUGCACAAAUCGAUGCUCAUUGUAGACUUUUGUCAAAUUAAGAGUCAGACUCAUCAAGAUUGCAAAUGAAGUGAAGUACUGGGCGUGGACACCUACUAUACUCUACUAGCAGUUGAUUUGACUAUACUUUUACUUUGGAAAAUAUCUUCCCUUGAAAGAUACUCCAUAUAAAAAUAAGAGCUGGUGGUUCCUGCAAGUGAUGGUGGGUUGUUAAUUAAUUGUUGCUUGCAAUCAAAAGAGGCUGAAUCUGUGCUUGCGAUCUGGUCUUUGUCACUUGAGACCGGAAAACCUAAAGCUUCUGAGCUAUAACAAAUUAAAGUUACUCCUAGAGAUCAUUGUCCAUUCACAUUUACGUAAAUUACUCCAUAAAUAAACAUAGUACAAGAUC